AUGGCGAAGUGUGUGAUGCGCACGGGAUGGCGUGCAUCGGGCGGCACGUUGAGAUUCUCAUCAAUUUGCCUAAAAAAUUGGCCAAAUGUUCCUGCUUACCCCAAUGCGCCGAACUCAAUUAUUACUCUCACUCAAAGAAGGUCACUCUUCGUUUUACCUUUUGGCAUCGAUGUUGGGAUAUUGGGAGUCGCGGCGUAUUAUAUUACGAGGUUAAAGAAGCCAGAUCCAGAUAAUGUGGUCAGUAUAUUCGGUCCUGACCCCUGGAGCAAGGAAAGCGACUUACAUCCUGAGAAAGUUGUUAAAUGCAUAGCUCAUAGAGGAGCGGGUUUAGAUGCUCCCGAGAACACCAUACAAGCAUUUAAAUACUGUGUUGAGAGGGAUUGCCGUUUUGUAGAACUAGAUGUGAGAUCAUCACGAGAUGGUCAUUUAGUUUUAUUGCAUGAUCAGGGCCUAGGGCGGCUAACUGGCACUGAUAUUACUGAUGUUCACAUCAUGGAUUGGGAAAAGAUUAAAAACAUUGAUAUUGGGGCGACACAUCCUAAUAGACAACAGUUCAAAGAGGUACACCUGUGUCUAUUGGACGAUGCACUAAAUUACUUGCUUGCCAAUAAUGUAAGGAUGAUUAUUGACAUUAAGGGUGAAGACAAACAGGUAGUGAAUGGAAUUUUGAAGGCUUUCUCUAACCAACCAGCUCUGUACCGGUAUGCGGUGGUCACAUGUUUCAAUCCUUUCACUCUGUAUCAGAUCAGAAAGAGGGAUCCUCAAGUUGUAGGCGCUAUCAGUUACCGUCCAUACUGCUUCAGUGCUCAAGAUUACGAUGCGGAGAAUGGACCGACCAAUCCAAGAUUUGGUGACAACCUGCCCGUUCAAGCGUUGCUUCGUGUCGCGGACUUGGUUCACUCGCUUCUGUGGCGCUGGAGCGCUCGCUGGUGCGCCGCCAGCGCUGUGCUGCUGCACAAGGAUAUAGUCAGCCCGAGUGAAGUGCAGUACUGGAGGUCGCUGGGUAUCCGUUGCGCUGGUUGGUCCGUGAACAGACCCCUGGAGAAGCUGUAUUGGCGCGGAGUUCUCCGAGCUCCAUAUCUUGCUAGUACACUUUUGGGCGAACCCGACGUUGACGAACAGAAACGUGUUGAAAAACGAAGUAUAAAGGAGGUUGAUUAA
This is a messenger RNA of Parnassius apollo (apollo), 1161 nucleotides long. NCBI's taxonomy places the organism in Eukaryota, Metazoa, Arthropoda, Insecta, Lepidoptera, Papilionidae. The record is from the annotation of a GenBank genome assembly.